This is a messenger RNA of Seminavis robusta, 966 nucleotides long. The record is from the annotation of a GenBank genome assembly. Lineage: Eukaryota; Bacillariophyta; Bacillariophyceae; Naviculales; Naviculaceae.
AUGCUCAAAAGCUCCAACAAGGCAAGGGAGAUUGGGCGCAACGUCCGCACUGCACUCGGAAAAAACAGCAAAGGUCUGGCAACCUCCCUCCAACGACCACACCCAACUGGCGACGGCAUGGAAAUCUGCGAUACUCAGACAAGUUUGGUUGAUGCAAGUAUUGAUGAAGCCACCGCACGCUUCACCCGAGCAACUGACAUUUCCCCAUUCAUGACAGACCCCCUCCUGUCGGAAGUGGGACCAAUGGCAGAACUCCCAGGAGCUGACGUAAUUUUAGCAGGCACCUUUGAAUGCCCCCCCGAAACUGAUCAAUACACCCAACUUCUCAUUCAGCACCUAGCCACACCUCCUGAAGUCAUGGCGGCUGGAGACAUCCCUCUGGAUAUCCCACUCAAGGAACACCAGCGGGCAUGGAAACAGCAGAAUCACCACACAGCAGCUGAUCCACGAAACCUGAGCUUCGCACAUCACAAAGCAGGGGCCCACGACAAGAGCAUCAGCCAAGUUGACACCACCAUCCGGUCAGCCCCAAUCCAAGCAGGAUUCAGCCCCCCUUCUUGGGAGUUCAUGUCAGAUUGUUCUAUUCCCAAAAAGGCCAACAACCUCUUAGCUUCAGCUAUGAGAAUCAUAGUUCUCAUGGCGGCCCUCUUCAACAUGAACAAUAAGAUGAUCGGCAAGAGGGUGAUGGAAAGAAUGGAGGAUCUCAGACUCAUGGUCCAGGAACAAGCGGGGGGCCGAAAAAAUCACCAGUCUGCUCACCAAGCCCUGAAUAAGGUUUUGAGUAGUGACAUCCUCCGGUUCAAUCGACAGGCGGGCUUCUUUUGCUGUAACGAUGCCAUCCAAUGCUACGAUAGAAUAGCUCACCCUGUGGCUAUUCUGGCACUCAGACGACUAGGAGUUCCAGCGUCCGCAACGGAAUCAAUGUUUGGCGUUCUACAGAGGGCGAAACACUCUGUCCUGACCUGA